AAGAUAAAACCUCAACACAUAAUACUAACACCAAAUUUUAUCUUUAGCAACAACAUAUCCGUUGAAAUUUCAUUUGCACACACUGCAUUGUUCUGUGUCUCGUCUCGCUAUCCAUCUAACAACUCAGUCUCUCAAUGUUGCUUCAUCACUGCUCUUGUUCCCUGUUCAAUUCCCCAAAUCCAAAACCCGACCCACCAAUUUCAUCAUCCGGAGCUCCGCCUCCGACACCCAAACCCGAACUCUCCAACGGCUUCACCGACCAACCACCCGCCUCCACCUCCACCUCCACCUCUACUCCCUCCUCCGCUUCCGGGCACGGGAAUCGCGCGAAUGAGUUGGAGAAGCAGCGGAAGGAGAGAAGAAGAAAGAGGGGAAAGUGCCGACGCUAGCGGAGCUGAGAUAAUGAGGUUGACGACGCUAGGGUUUCAGAUGAAGGUUGGGAAGGCGGGGAUCACCGAAGGGAUCGUUAACGGGAUUCACGAGCGGUGGUGAGGAUUGUUUGUGAUGAUAUUUGCAGGAUUAACAUGAAAAGGACUCAUGACUUGUUGGAGAGAAAAACUGGAGGACUUGUUGUUUGGAGAUCGGGAAGUAAGAUAAUAUUGUACAGAGGGACUGAUUAUAAGUAUCCUUACUUCCUCUCAGAUACGGUUUCGAGAGAUGAGCACAUUGGUGAUGCUGAGCAACAUAUGGAUCGCAAUGAUGAAAAUUGUGAUGAAAGAGAGAGGCACUCAUCUGAAACAAACUCAGAAAUAUAUGCUGGCCAUAGUUCAAACUCCAAAACAUCAAAACCAGCUUUGAUACAAGGUGUUGGUACUCCAAAUAAAGUACGAUUUCAACUGCCAGGUGAGGCAGAGCUUGCAGAAGAUGCAGACAGCUUAUUAGUGGGGCUUGGGCCACGAUUUACUGAUUGGUGGGGGUAUGAACCUCUGCCUGUCGAUGCUGAUCUUCUACCUGCUGUUGUUCCUGGAUAUAGGCAGCCUUUUCGCCUACUUCCAUAUGGUGUGAAGCCUAAACUGACGGAUGAUGAAAUGACAACUUUGAGGAGACUUAGCAGACCUAUACCAUCCCAUUUCGCAUUAGGUAGAAACAGGAAACUUCAAGGAUUGGCUGCUGCAAUUAUUAAGCUUUGGGAAAGAUGUGAGAUUGUCAAGAUUGCUGUAAAGAGAGGUGUGCAGAAUACUAACAGCGAGAUUAUGGCUGAAGAGAUAAAGGUCUAUUAUUUAUUUAUUUGCUGAUAAUUUUCAAAUUUAAUCAAAUUUAGCACUUAUGGUUCAAUAUUUUGAUAAAUAGAAGUGCCUGUCAUAGAAUACACCUGCUCUUUUGGGUGCCAUAUGUUGUGGAUGAAUGAAAUGAAACUACUGCAGUUAACUACUAUUUAUCAUCAAGGUCAUUUGUACAUUGUUUGGGAACAUUAGCAAGGAUAUUUGGCCUUGGAAGGUAAUUAAAUUCACAUAAUUGUUGCCAA
Lotus japonicus is the source of this 1465-nucleotide messenger RNA. Its product is annotated as CRM-domain containing factor CFM2, chloroplastic-like. Gene Ontology annotation, biological process: RNA splicing, via transesterification reactions. The record is from RefSeq and is a predicted model, not a curated record. Gene Ontology annotation, molecular function: mRNA binding. NCBI's taxonomy places the organism in Eukaryota, Viridiplantae, Streptophyta, Magnoliopsida, Fabales, Fabaceae. The coding region runs from base 525 to 1235 and encodes 236 amino acids. The transcript has 3 exons.